AUGAGAUAUGAGGCCCCCGCGAGGGGCAACGCGGCUUGCGCAGCCCGACGCUUGGCCAGGCCUAGUGUGGCGCACGACGCGGAUGAUGGAUAUGCGUGCGGCAGCGGGUGUCGUGGGCAGGGGGCAACGCGACGUGCUCGUCCCAGCACUUUGAGGGGGCACGUUGCGGAAGACGGUUACCUGUUCGUGUCCACUCCCGAGGGGCAACGUGUCGUGCUCGCCCUACGUCUAGGGUCGACGUACGACGGUGCCCGAUGCGGUGUGGGUUGGGCUGUGCGUGUGGCUUUAUCUAGACGGUGCAGCUGUUCGGUUAUCGUCCGAAGCACCUCACGCUUCGGGCUGUCCCUCGAGUCUCUUUUGUCCCUUCCUUUGAAACCUGUCCAGCGGCGUUGGCUCGGCCCUCCCGUAUGCUUCCGCUUGCCUGCACGCGUCUUGGCGUGCGGGGCGCGGUUCGUCUGGGAGUGCUGGGUUUGCGGACCGUGUUGGCGGAUGAGUGGUGUGUGGGUCUUGAGUGCUGUCUGGCUCCUUGCCUCGCACAACGAAUGGGCACACCGGAUCCUCUCCAUGUGUGGGCUCGAGCUACCGUGCUCGUUCCACUGUUGUGCGGCUCCUGUGUUUCCUACCCCGUGGUGUGGUAUCCCUGCCUUGCCCCAACCUUUCCUCUCCGGAGUCCCCUAGUGGGAUUGCCGGGGGAGUUCCAAGACACGCCCGUGGUCCUACCCGUCUCGGCGCUCUGCGCGGCAACGGUGGCCUGCGUGCGCGUUCUGUUCUCGCUGGUGCGGUGCACGCGGUUGGGAUGGGGUCUUAGAUCCCCGUCUGUCCCUCAGAUGAUUCGGUUUCUCGGAAAGAUGCCUGCCGCCGUGUCCUUC
Molecule: messenger RNA, 869 nt
Organism: Arachis ipaensis
Lineage: Eukaryota; Viridiplantae; Streptophyta; Magnoliopsida; Fabales; Fabaceae
Source: RefSeq, a predicted model, not a curated record